GGCGCGGCGGCCGCCGGCGCGCAUCGCUUCCCGACAAGCGUCUCCAUGGCUGGAAGGAACGCGCUGAUCGUGCUGGCUCACCCCGAGCGGGCCUCCUUCAACCACGCCAUGAAGGCGGCGGCCGCGGAGGCGCUGCAGAAGGCCGGCUGGGUGGUCGCCGUCUCCGACCUCUACGCCAUGAAAUUCAACCCGGUGCUUUCCCGGCAGGAUAUCACCGGCAGCCCGAAGGACUCGCAGAACUUCAACUACUCCGCCGAGGCGGGGCUGGCCUGGAAGGAAGGCCGCCUGAGCAGCGACAUCGUGGAGGAGCAGGACAAGCUGAAGGCUGCGGAUCUUGUCAUCUUCCAGUUCCCCAUCCAGUGGUGUGGCCUGCCCGCCAUCCUGAAAGGCUGGUUCGACCGGAUCCUCACAGGCGGCUUUGCCUAUUCUUACAGUGCCAUGCAUGACCAGGGACCGUUCCAGAAAAAGAAGGCCGUGCUCUCCUUCACCACUGGUGGAACGGGCUCCAUGUACACCCCUGAAGGCAUCCAGGGAGACAUCAACAUCAUUCUGUGGCCAAUACAGAGCGGCACUCUCCAUUUCUGUGGCUUCCAAGUCUUAGAGCCCCAGAUUGCGUUCAGUGUGGCCCACACGCCAGCGGACGUCCGCUCCCAAAUCCUGGAGGGAUGGAAGAAGAGGCUGGCAACCAUCUGGGAGGAGAAGCCACUCAGCUUUGUCCCGGCCAGUCACUUUGAGCUGAGCUUUGCUGGGGGCUUCGUGCUGAAGGAAGAGGUCAAGAAGCAGCAGGAAGAUCAGAAAUACGGGCUGGCGACUGGUCAGCAUCUGGGCAAGCCUCUCCCACCUGAUAAUCAGGUCAAAGCCCAGUAAAAAUAGCUCCCCCUGCUGUCCUCAUCUUCUGAGAGAGAAGUUGGUGGCACAGAAUCCUCAUUUCCCCCCUUCUUGGACGAGUCAAGAGGCACAGUGGCUCUCCCUCCCUCCCAGUAGUGCAGGGACAGCCCACGUGUGACCCUCUUUCUGGGGGGCAGCUCCCAUCAGCCGAGCCAGCACAGUGGGCGGCAAGAACCGCAUUGUCUGGAAGGCCAGCUCGCCUCCUGCACGUGGCGUCUUUCCUGCUCCGAGUCUCGUAGGGCCUCGUAUUUGCCACUGCAGCCUCUCUCCGGCUGCCCCCUUGAGCACCCCAGGGCCCUCCCUCGUUCCGAGUGCAGGAAGCCGUUGUCUCUCUGGAGGCCGUACCGCAGCGCUGCUUCCACAAGAGUAGGGCAUUAACACGACAACAGUGGCAACUGAAACACCCAGGUGUCCUCUGGGAGACACCCGUCCCCGUGGUGGAAGUCCCCUGCUCUAGCACUGGGAGACAAACAUCUUUCUGAAGGCAGCCCGUGUUCCAGCUGCCGGCAUAGUUGAUUUCCCCACAUUUGUUGAAGGUGAAAUAGACGCACGAUCGAAGGCGUCUGCAUGGCACGUGCUGGUGCGAGAGGCCGUGGUAGGGCCUGCCGUGCAUGGGCAAUUCGCCCACAGCCAGAAGAGCACCUUGCUCGCGCUCCGUGACCUCCCAGGGAACCUCCCCGGCCUGGCAUCCCCGCCGUGGACCGACUGGGCUGCCUUUGGCCACGCUGGCUGGGGGGACGGGAAGCCCGGCCCCUUGGGCGGCCCCGUCCUGCAGGAGCUGAAGCCCCCCGCAGGGCUCUUGUGCUGAGAGGCCGCUCCGCAGGAUGGGCCCGGUAUCGCCAUGCCGUUCCUUUCAUGACUGAUCCCCGCCGUUUGAACCUUCUGAAGGGAACAGUAAGACCCUCGCUGGAUUUCUGAAAAAGGAAGGGCUAACCCUUCUACUCGGGUUCUUGGACCACCACCAGGAACGCCUCCCCCUUUUUACAGGCCUCUCCAUGCACCUGGCAGGCUUCAGUCUGAAUAAAAAGGCCUUUUACCGCCCGGG
Messenger RNA from Varanus komodoensis (Komodo dragon), 1933 nucleotides. It is a transcript of the gene NQO1, whose product is annotated as NAD(P)H quinone dehydrogenase 1. Gene Ontology annotation, cellular component: cytosol. Gene Ontology annotation, molecular function: NAD(P)H dehydrogenase (quinone) activity. The transcript is spliced from 6 exons. The record is from RefSeq and is a predicted model, not a curated record. The coding region runs from base 46 to 867 and encodes 273 amino acids. NCBI's taxonomy places the organism in Eukaryota, Metazoa, Chordata, Lepidosauria, Squamata, Varanidae.